Castor canadensis (American beaver) is the source of this 2916-nucleotide messenger RNA. Lineage: Eukaryota; Metazoa; Chordata; Mammalia; Rodentia; Castoridae. The record is from RefSeq and is a predicted model, not a curated record.
AGAGAAUAGUAGAAAUUAAAAUUAGAAAACUGACAGACCAUAGAGGCAAGACUGGAAGUAUCAAGCCUGCACUGAGUCAGCAAUAGUUGUCAUGAGGUCAGAAUCUCAAACUUUUCCUCUGAAGAUCAUAUCACCCCAGGACUGAUUAACUCCAAGGAUGAAAGAAUGGGGAAAAUACCAUCUCUUAUCUUUCUAGAAGAAUCAGAUGUAGUCAUAAGACAUGUUCUGGAAAAAUAGCACUCUUUUAAAUCACAGUUAAUCCAGUCCCAUAUAUUGAUUCCUGAGAGGUCAAAGCAUUAAGGAAAUGUGGUGUAAGCCAGGCAAGUUAAACUCUAUAGCAAUGAUGUACCUGGAGCUGUUAUCAUACAGUUUGCCCUAAACCAUUCAGAAGUUGUACUCCAGCAUCUGGUAAAGUGCUUUGUAAGCAAGACUGCUGUUACACCAGAGAAUUCUUUUUAAAAAGUAGGGAAGGCAGUUCUAGAAAGAGGAGUCAAGGGUGCUCAUCCUCUCAUCCUUUUGGGACUAAAGGUAUCAGCAAUGGAGCUCUCUCAGAAGUCCAAGAAGUGGUCCCAACCUGGGACUGGGUUGCCCUGCUGCAUGGGAUGACUGCAGUGUAGUCAGUCAUGAGAGCACCAAACUUUCUUCCCAGCUGGGCAUCCUCACUCACACCUUCUCCAGGUCGUUCAGAAGGUCACCUAUUCCUACAGGCCUACCAGAAACACAAUCUAGAUUUUCAGAGUAAAGUCCGAAAAGCACAUAUAUACCUGACUCCACACACAUACUCAAAACACCAUGGCAAUAGUGUCACACUCACCUGAAUUAAGAAACACACACGUUGUUCCACAGCACAGCCAUCCAAACCUGUGGAUAGUCUCAUAUACUGUCACUAACAUAUCUUCCGGACCAAGUGGACAUACUUAGGGACUUGGGCCCACACAGAGAGAGGAGGAAACAUGAAAGCCCAAGGGCCUCUCACGUGGCCUUGCCGUAAGGUAUAAUACCUCUUACAGCAGAUAGGGGCAUAAGCUAUCCUCCAAUGGCUAGGCAGGAAAGCAGGCACCCAGCUAGUGACCUCAGGUUAAAAGUCAGAGCACUAUUAGAAAUAGUGCAGGCUCAGCCAGAAAAAUUUCCUGGCACCUUUUUCCCUGCUUUUUCUGAAGAUUCUAGACUUUGAUGAUUGCCUACCUUAUGAGGGAAAAUUUCAACACAAUGUUUCAGGGACCAGAACUGAACAAGACACAGAAGGGAGAGCAUGAGACUAUCAGGUGCUUUUCUGGAAGGAAACUCUAAUGAACUCCUCUGAGGUCUCUCUGGUGGUCAACUUAUUCAGAUGGAAGACUGGAAGGAGGGAAAACAGCAACUCUCUUCUCUUCCUAUCCAGGAUUUGAUUUUCCCUGAGGAACCAUCAGGGAAGGAUAGGAGGUGGCAGGUGAGGGUUGGGAUACAUCCAAUAUUUAAAAAGAACUUCAUCUCUUGCACACUCUCCUCUUUUCACCUCAGGACACGUGGAAUUCACAUUCCCCUUUGGAUUUUAUGGGGAGAAACAUACAUCCAAACAGGACUGGGAAUGUCAGAAGAGGUCUCUUGGGAUCCAAGAUAGAGGAGUGGGAAUAGACUGUUUCUCUUGCUUAUCAGGGAAGCAGUAAUCCCCCGUGGGUUGGAAAGAACACCUCUGGCGGACAUUAGCAACCUAGGCAUGUCCUAGACAAGGCCAAGACAUGAAAGCCACCAUGACUUGGGUGAGAGAGUCCAUUCUUCAGGUAAAAAGGCCCAAGAAUAGAUGGUGCUAUGGGAUCUAAUUGGGUUGUAUUGUGAUUACACAGCACCUGUUGCCUGUUAUCCCUUUGUCUUCAGUAUGGAAACAUCCACUUCCCUAGGAAUUUCAAAUAAAUCCCAUCCCUCUACUCCCCAAACAUUAGGAGACCCAUUAGCAGCAAGAUGUUCAGUUCCAACCCAGAAGUUCCUUCAGAACACAUUUCCCAGAGAGAUCCACCGGUUCAGCCCCCUGUCCCCAAUUGGUGCCAAGAGAAGAUGGAAGAAAGCACUAACCUGUCUCUGAGGUUCCCCCCGCAAAGGGAGGAAACCACCCGGUACAGGAGUUUGGGGUUGGAGGGACUCCCCUCUUCAGAGGCUGAUGACCAGUCUCAUCCUCAGUGCCUCUUCCUGUGCUUGGCUGAGCCUCCCAAGCUGGAGAGGGGAACUGGGUCUCCUGAAGAUGAGGAGCCGAGGGAGCAGGAGGAGGGGGAGGAGAAGGAGGUCCUACCUGGGGAAGGUGGCACACCCCCCACACCCUGCCUGUUGCCCAGGGGAGGAGGGGAGGAGCCUCUCCUAACCAGGAGUUGUCUCCUCCCCCUUGGGGGAGUCCCCCUCCCCCCCAAACUGGAUCUUUCGGGGGCGGAGGGCUCUGUCUGUCUGCUGGAGGUCUGGGAGGAGGGGCUCUACCCCGUUCCACUGUCUAGGCACACGGAAGUGGUAGGCAGAGGGCUUCCCCUCUCCAGGAAGGCUGAGAGCCGAUGGGAUCCUCUUCGUUCCCUGGAACGUCCCCCGCUGUCCUACUCUGGAGGAAGAGAUCUAGAGGACCAAGGUUUCAAAACCAAUCCGGACAAAUGGGCAAAUAGUUCACAAGAGCCUAUCUUGAAAAAAUCAGUCAUGGCAAAGUAUAAGACUAGAACCAAGGUUCGGAAUCUGGAGAUGAGGAGCCCUGUGGGAAUGGGCUGGGAGGCCCAGCAGCCCAGUUCCACCUUAAGAGGACUCAGCCUCUCCCCAAACCAGCAGCUGGGCUCCUCCCACCCCCGUGUCAGCCCGGGCCGGGAACGUGGAGGAGGGAGGAGAGACGCACUGAAUGGAAAGAUUGGCGCCAGCCGCUGCGGGAUCUCUGCGGCCUCGGGAGCCGCAUGUGACGUCCCUGACCAUUAG